AUGGAAAGAUAUGAAAUUCAGAAAGACAUUGGUUCUGGGAAUUUUGGUGUUGCUAAGCUUGUGAAAGAUAAAUGGAGUGGUGAACUUUUUGCUGUCAAAUAUAUUGAAAGAGGCAAAAAGAUUGAUGAGCAUGUUCAAAGGGAAAUAAUGAAUCACAGAUCUUUGAGGCACCCGAAUAUCAUUCGAUUUAAGGAGGUAUUUCUCACACCAGCUCAUCUAGCUAUAGUGAUGGAAUAUGCUUCUGGCGGAGAGCUUUUUGAACGAAUAUGUAAUGCUGGAAGAUUCAGUGAAGAUGAGGCAAGAUUUUUCUUUCAACAACUUAUAUCAGGAGUGAGUUACUGUCAUUCAAUGCAAAUCUGCCACAGAGAUCUUAAGCUUGAAAACACAUUGUUAGACGGGAGCUCUACACAAUGUCUGAAAAUAUGCGAUUUUGGCUAUUCUAAGUCAGCAGCAUUGCAUUCACAACCAAAAUCUACAGUUGGAACUCCGGCCUAUAUCGCACCAGAAGUCUUAUCAAGAAAAGAAUAUGAUGGAAAGAUAGCAGAUGUUUGGUCUUGUGGGGUCACAUUAUAUGUGAUGCUGGUUGGUGCAUAUCCGUUUGAAGAUCCUGAUGAUCCAAGAAACUUCAAGAAGACAAUAACUAGGAUAUUAAGCGUACAGUACUCGAUCCCUUACUAUGUCCGAGUGUCCAAGGAGUGUAAUCACCUCUUAUCUCGGAUAUUCGUUGCUGAUCCUGAGAAGAGGAUAACGAUCGAAGAAAUAAAGAAGCAUCCAUGGUUCUUAAAGAACUUGCCUAAAGAAUUUAUGAAAGGAGAGGAAGCUAGUUUAGUACAAAUGAAUAGUGAAGAAAAGCCAUUACAAAGCAUUGAAGAAGCAUUGGCUAUAAUUCAAGAAGCAAGAAAACCAGGAGAGGGGUCUAAAGCAAGUGAUUAUUUUGUUCAUAGCAGCAUUAGUAUGGAUCUUGAUGAUUUUGAUACUGAUGCUGAUUUAGAUGAUGAGAUUGACACAAGUGGUGAUUUUGUAUGUGCAUUAUGA
Solanum tuberosum (potato) is the source of this 1035-nucleotide messenger RNA. RefSeq names its product serine/threonine-protein kinase SAPK2-like. NCBI's taxonomy places the organism in Eukaryota, Viridiplantae, Streptophyta, Magnoliopsida, Solanales, Solanaceae. Gene Ontology annotation, molecular function: protein serine/threonine kinase activity; ATP binding. Gene Ontology annotation, biological process: protein phosphorylation. The record is from RefSeq and is marked provisional.